ACGAGAGGGGCGGGAACUAGCUUUACGUAAGAGUGACAGACAGCAAGUACUGUAACGUCAUAUCCUGAGAGUCCAAGAUGGCAGCUUUGUUAUUGAGACACGCUGGGCGGCAAUGUCUUCGCUCUCAACUGUCUCCUGUUUUCUGUCUUAGAAAUGCCAUUCCAAUGACAACGACGGCUCGACAGGAAGCUGACCGCAUUUUUGAAAAAAACAUCCGUCUAAAUCGCCCUGUGUCACCUCACAUUACCGUCUACAAGUGGUCUUUGCCAAUGAUGUUGUCUAUCACACACCGAGGCACUGGCGUUGCAAUGACAGCUGGAGUCUCUCUAUUCAGUUUGGCGGCUCUCACUCUUCCUGGAGACUAUGCAACAUAUCUGGAGUUAAUAAAAUCGUUACAUUUGGGGCCCGCCCUUAUCUACUCCGCUAAGUUUGCAGUUGCUUUCCCUUUAAUGUUCCACACCUGGAACGGAAUCAGGCACUUGGUGUGGGACAUGGGUAAAGGAUUUAAGAUCCCUCAAGUAUAUCAGUCUGCGAUCAUCGUGCUGGCUCUUACCUUCAUAUCCACUGCCAGCAUUGCUGCCAUGUGAAUUGGAAAGACUGAACAUUAAGCAAAUCUCUUUAACAUUGAGAGCCCACAUAUUUCAAUAGUACUUCUAUAAGUUUGUUUUUGCCAAGACAUGCAACCACUUCUUGCCCCCUCUAGAUCUUUUAAACUUGUAAAACUAAUCUUUGUGCAAAAUUAUAUCAAAAUUUACCAUAUGGGCCCUUGCUUUUCUCAGGCUGCCCCAUAGUCCAAACCAUUGACAUUGUCAGUGUUUUGUGCGCAGCUGAAGGCCUUUACAGUUGUAUAGGUUUGUUUAUUUUUUUUCAGGUUUCUCUUGUUGCAGGUGUCAUUUCUGUAGUAAUUGGUUUUAUGUAGCACCAAUGUCUGUGUUUGUAACUGCAAGUAACUUUCCUAGUUUAGUUGUUCCCUUUGAAUGCACUGGUAGAUUGUGUACUUAGCUUUGCAGGAAUUUAAAAAAAGGAAAAUGUUUUGUUUGUAGAUAGCAUUUAGCUUCACAUUUCCUAUACCCCAAAUUUCUGGAUUAUCUUGUCUGUGUGUAUUGAGAAAUUAUAUUGGGGAGAGAUAUAUGUAGAGGGGGAGGGUGUUUGAUUAUGAUUUAGCUAAACCUAUGGUUGUUUGAGAUACUAGUGCUUUAACCAGAAAAAACACUUUAAUACCAGCUCACACCACCUGUUUAUUUCCAUUGUUUUUGGUUUCAAGAUAAUCACCCAAAAUUUCUGUUAAAUUAAGACUUCAUUGGAGAGAAAAAAAACCAUAAGAUGCAUUUGUUUGCUUCCUCCACCAUAACAUAACAUGUGUUUCUGCUUUCUGGAUUGGGACAAUCAAGGCCUUUGUCUAAUUUAUUAGGGUAGGAAGAGCAUGAAAAUUCCAGUAGCUGCUGCAGCUUUUGUGUGGGAACCGUUAAAAGGGCAAAUGGACUUCUCUGUUUGCCUUUGGUGCUGAUGACAGGGUCAGAUGGUUUUGAUAAAGUAACCAACAUGUAUUUUCUAUAGUUUGCUAUACAAAAAGUACAUUUUUUUUUCAAGAGAUCAUACUGUGGGAGUUUAAUCCUAUUAAAAUUAAUGUACAAGAAAUGUUGUAGGGGUUAGAAGAUUUCUAGAUCUCAGAGACAGAUGUAGUCAAUAUGUUUUACAGUCUACCAGCAUAUUUUUUUUAUUAAUACUUUGAGUGUUGGUGACUAAUUGUUAUCAUCCUCAUUGUUGUCCUGUAGUGAAUUCAUUUCACACUGUAAAGGGAAAUCCAGAAACCUGUUAAAUAUUAAGGGAAUGAACACAACAAUUUGACCAUAGUUUUAGUUAUGUUAUCAGUAAUUCUUCUGCCGUCCUCAAUGCUCAUUCAUACAUUUUCAAUUAUUCAAUAUAAGUUGCACUAUCUGUACAAUGGAAAUAAUUUAGUCUAGAGGAAUAUUCCUGAUUUUGGAGGAAAGCAGAUAUGUACAAGUAAUGGCAUCUAUGGGGGCCUCUGUUCUUCAAGGGAAAAUGUUUUGCCCCUGCUAAUAUUUGUGCAGAGCUAAAUCCAAAUUAAGGGCAAGUGACUUUUAUAAGCAUAAGAAAUGGCUUUACUUUGUAAUUAAACCAAUUUUCUGUAUAAUUCAUUAAAACUAUAUUAUAUAAUACAA
This is a messenger RNA of Bombina bombina (fire-bellied toad), 2183 nucleotides long. It is a transcript of the gene SDHC, whose product is annotated as succinate dehydrogenase complex subunit C. Lineage: Eukaryota; Metazoa; Chordata; Amphibia; Anura; Bombinatoridae. Gene Ontology annotation, biological process: tricarboxylic acid cycle; mitochondrial electron transport, succinate to ubiquinone. Gene Ontology annotation, cellular component: membrane. The coding region runs from base 78 to 587 and encodes 169 amino acids. Gene Ontology annotation, molecular function: succinate dehydrogenase activity; electron transfer activity. The transcript is spliced from 6 exons. The record is from RefSeq and is a predicted model, not a curated record.